This is a messenger RNA of Camellia sinensis, 1758 nucleotides long. RefSeq lists its product as uncharacterized. The record is from RefSeq and is a predicted model, not a curated record. Gene Ontology annotation, molecular function: catalytic activity. NCBI's taxonomy places the organism in Eukaryota, Viridiplantae, Streptophyta, Magnoliopsida, Ericales, Theaceae.
UUUUGAUUCAUUCUCUUCUCCACCCAUUCUCCUCCAACUUUCUUUCUCUCUCUCUCCCUCUCUCUCUCUCUCUCUCUCUACAACUCAGAGAGCAGAGAGAUGCCGUUCUGUUACGUUGCCUCGUACCAGAGCGGCGAAGAUGGAGUCGUUGACAAUGGAAUCAAGAUUUUCUACAGAACAUACGGCCACGGACCCAUCAAAGUCCUCAUGAUCAUUGGAUUAGCUGGGACCCACGAUUCAUGGCUUCCACAAAUCGAGGGACUCACUGGUACCGUGAUUCCCAAUGUUGAUCAACUGAUGGCCGCCGUCGACCACCGUGAUGCGGCGGCGGAGCUUGGUGGUGACGGAGAUGAUGAGAGCGGCGGUGUGGAGGUGUGUGCUUUCGAUAAUCGUGGAAUGGGUCGCAGCUCUGUACCCACCAAAAAAUCAGAUUAUGCAACAACAAUCAUGGCAAAAGAUGCAGUAGCCCUAAUGGAUCAUUUGGGUUGGAGAAAAGCCCAUGUUUUUGGCCAUUCAAUGGGAGCUAUGAUAUCUUGUAAGUUGGCAGCAAUGGUUCCAGAAAGAGUUCUGUCUUUGGCUCUACUUAAUGUAACUGGAGGAGGUUAUCAAUGUCUUCCAAAGCUUGACCGGAAAACAUUAUCCAUUGCAAUUCGUUUCUUGAGGGCUAAAACUCCUGAGCAGAGGGCAGCUGUUGAUUUGGACACCCAUUACUCAAAGGAAUAUCUUGAGGAAUAUGUAGGACCUAACACAAGAAGAGCAAUUUUGUAUCAACAAUAUGUGAGAGGCAUAUCAGCAAGUGGGAUGCAAUCGAAUUGUGGUUUUGAUGGCCAAAUUAAUGCAUGUUGGAUGCAUAAAAUGUCAAGAAAAGAACUUGAAUUAAUCUGCUCUGCGGGAUUUCUAAUAUCAGUCAUCCAUGGCAGGCAUGAUAUAAUUGCUCAAUUGUACUAUGCAAGAAAACUUGCUGAGAAGCUGAACCCUGUUGCUCGAAUGGUAGAACUACAUGGAGGGCAUCUAGUGAGUCAUGAGAGGACUGAAGAGGUCAAUCAAGCUCUUGUUGAAUUGAUCCAGGCAUCGGAAAAAAAGAUGAACCCAUAUGACUGGACAAAUAUACACAAGAAAAACUCUGGGUCUGCAGUAAUAUCAUUCAAACCAAAUUUUGAAGGAGGAAGCAAAUUAUCUUUCAUGAUUUACAUUUUAGAGAAGCUACAUGUUUUUGUAUUAUACUUCUUCAGCCUCUUUGUGUUGGCGUUUGAGUAUUUACGACGAGGUUUAAAAAGUCUAAAACCAGUCAAAGUUGGACCUGCCCUAACAUGUUCUAUAUAAUCUGCAAAACUUCUUUUUUAUACUGGGGAUGUGUUUUAGAUUGUCGCCCUGGUGCUCUUUCAAGAUAUAAGUGGUGCGCUUGUAACAUUACCGCAGCUGAAAUCUGUCAAAUAACAUACACAAUUGAUAUGGAAGGAGACUAUUUGAGGAUGCAAUUCAGGUGACGAAGGAGAUUAAACAACCGAUAUCAAGGCGGACUCUUCUUUCCGAGCCAACAAAAUUUAUUUUUUUCCCGAAGUGAACUUAUUUAUCUUUGGAUUUUGAAAAGAUUUCAAUUUGCUCAACAAAUUUUAUGCUUCUGAAGUACAGAAAAAAUAAUUGUAUUCUAUGUAAUGAUGUGUUGUACUAAACAUCUCCCAAAGCUCUUGAAUGGUUUAUAGAGGUGACAAAUUUAAUUUAAUCCAAAGUUUUUAAGGUGAUUGGGCUUUUGGUGUU